AUGGCAUUGAUAAGCACAACCUCCUUCGGAGAAUUGGAUGAGGUUGAGAUACAAAGGUACUUAAAGCGAGUCAACAAACCCGCUGUUAAAUCCAUAAAGAGUCCCGAUGGAGAUAUAAUAGAUUGUGUUGAUAUGUACAAACAACCGGCUUUUGAUCAUCCUUUGAUGAAGAACCACACAAUUCGGUCGGACCCGACCUUUCUCUCAAAAAAUCGAUCCAUGAACACCGAUGGAAAACUGCAGCCCCUAACUCAACUGUGGCAUAGGAACGGAAAAUGUCCAGAAAAUACAGUUCCGAUAAGAAGAACAACAAGAGAAGAUCUGUUACGGUGGGGUUCCAUCAAAACGUACGGAAAAAAGGAUCCAAGUUAUGGCAUCUAUAAUCGUCGAAACCGCCUAAACAACGGUCCAUUUGCGCAUGAGUACGCCGUAAUCCAAUCGAAGAAUGUUGGAAAAUAUGUCGGGGCCGACGCCAAUAUGAAUCUGUGGAAACCACACGUUGCACACGCGGAAGAAUUCAGUUUGGCCCAGAUGUGGCUUGUAGCCAAUGGUCAGAGCCCAACCGAUAUGAACACGAUCGAAGUGGGCUGGCAGGCGUAUCCACGACUGUAUGGCGAUGAUAACCCCAGGCUCUUUAUUUUCUGGACUUCUAAGAGUUACCAAAAUGGAUGCUACAACCUCCAAUGUGAGGGCUUUGUUCAAAAAUCCGGCAUUACCCUAGUUGGAGCAGCCUUGGAGCAAGUCUCGACUUACAAUGUCCAAAUGGCAUACCUCUUCGUAACUGUAAGGAAGGAACCCUUUUUCGGAGAUUGGUGGUUGAUAAUCAACGGAGUAUCUGUCGGGUAUUGGCCGAGGUCGCUCUUCACAUCUAUGCAGGACCACGCGGAUAGGGUGGACUUUGGUGGGGAGAUCGUGAAUGCAAAGAGCGGCGAGCAACACACGGAAACCACUAUGGGGAGUGGCCACUUUGCUGCGGGAGGGUUCGGCCAGGCGUGCUCCAUGGAUCAAAUCAACGUGUACAAUGAGCAGGGGCAAAAGGUCAUGCCCCAUAUCACUGAUGUCAGGAUGACAAAUGCACUUUGUUACGAUUUAUUUCUCGGAACCAACAACCUGGGACCUUACAUCUACUUUGGUGGACCCGGUAGAAACCCUACAUGCCCGUGA
Tarenaya hassleriana is the source of this 1164-nucleotide messenger RNA. RefSeq lists its product as uncharacterized. The record is from RefSeq and is a predicted model, not a curated record. Lineage: Eukaryota; Viridiplantae; Streptophyta; Magnoliopsida; Brassicales; Cleomaceae. The transcript has 7 exons. Bases 1 to 1164 code for a protein of 387 amino acids.